AUGAGAACUGCUGCUAAUCGGUACAUCGAUGAUGAAGUCAUCGCGGCGAAGUUCCGUGAAUCCCUCCGAGAUGAUCUACGUAAGAAGAUCGAGGUAUACCUCGGUCCGAGAUAUGUUGACUUGGAGGAAACGAGAGAAGCCGCUGAGUGCUUUGAGAGCAAGAUCCAAGGCCGUAGUGCAGCUGGUAGUACCUUCAAAACCGAUGUCCCCAAGAAAACCCUAUGCAGAGCCUUUGCGGCUGGUAAAAGCUGUCGAUUUAGCAGUAAAUGCCGUUUCAACAAUGAUCGCAAUGUGGCAUCGACUCUUAGUCGUGGUAGCAAUCCUGAGUCUAGCACUCUACCAACCGCUGCUGCCAAUACUCCCUCAAAAUCAAAAAGAGUGGAUGCUACUCCCAACGCUCCAAAAGUAUGA
Molecule: messenger RNA, 411 nt
Organism: Perkinsus marinus ATCC 50983
Lineage: Eukaryota; Perkinsozoa; Perkinsida; Perkinsidae
Exons: 1
Coding region: 1-411 (136 amino acids)
Molecular function (GO): metal ion binding
Source: RefSeq, a predicted model, not a curated record